GUGAGCUGCUGAGGUAAGCGGUGACAAUCACGCUUGCCCGGAUUGGUCUGUACGGCUCUGAACCUCCCGCGGGAAUCAAUUCGUCGUCUCCUCCCCAGACUCCCUGUGAUCAGCUUCAAGCUCGCCUUAUCGGUCUUUGCCCCUCCGUCGCCCCCAAUUGAUACCCGGUGUUGAACUCUACGGGGCUAAUUUGCCGUUGUUGACUUUCCUUGCCAUUCCGGUCGUCCCGCGUGUCACGAUCAUCCCCCACAAUGUCGUCCAAGUACGUCUUCACCAAGGGUCUGAAGGAGCUGCGCUUCCUUUUCUGCCAGAGCUCUCAGGACAGCGCUGCCACUCGCUCGUUCUUGCAGCGCGCAUACCCGACCAUGAAGAAGCACAACCCUUACACUCCCAUCUUGAUGCGCGAGGCAGCUGGUACUGUGCCUAGAGUUUACGCCAGAUACGGUUUCGGCAAAGAGAAGCAGGAGGCUCUGUCUGGCCUGACGGACCAGCAGAUCGAAGAAAAGAUCACUCAAUUGGUGAAGGAGUCGUCAUAGCGAAAUUACCACGCACCCGUAUAUGUUCAUGCACCGCAUUUCCAGUUGUCUGCACUGUAUCUAUAGAUGAAUUGAAGACUCGUUCGCCGUCUUAACUCCAGUCAAUCUUACACGGUUUCAUUGCUUGGUUCUCGACUACAGAGAACUUGUACUGUUAGCGACGCUACCGAAUCUAAAUUGCGCCCAGCUCAUGCUUCCCUCCUUCAAGGUCCAGAGUCUCCUUCCGACAUCGUCUCCCGCAGCACCGGCUCCGAUAUGGAUCGGA
Aspergillus ibericus CBS 121593 is the source of this 801-nucleotide messenger RNA. Its product is annotated as L51/S25/CI-B8 domain-containing protein. The transcript is spliced from 4 exons. Bases 252 to 536 code for a protein of 94 amino acids. The record is from RefSeq and is a predicted model, not a curated record. NCBI's taxonomy places the organism in Eukaryota, Fungi, Ascomycota, Eurotiomycetes, Eurotiales, Aspergillaceae.